AGGUAUCCACGUCCACUUAUCGGUCAAUCCAAAUUCCCGAUUCACAUACCGUGCGCUUUAGGAUAAUGUAAUCAUUAAAAUGCUAAUUUAUCCACCCUUCUAGUCAGUGCGUAUUGAUCUCAAUUGGACCAACAAGUGACCCACCAGGUGACCUUCGGAGUUUGGUUGGCCUUCUGGCCCUCAAAGAUCAUUCGUUUACAAAACUGAACCGCAAACCCGCAGAACGGUGCCCCGCGCAGGGACACCUACAAACAGCUUUCGGUGACGUGUACUAGGUGGGCUUGGCGGCAAAGAAACCACGCUUCGUGGUCCGAAUCAACACGUUGCCCGCCGGUGCUAUCGAUUUUCUCUGCCCUGGCUGAACGAUGAGCAAUCGACGGAAGAAAGCGAAUAGCGAUCAGCGAUCGGUGUCCGAUCAAGAAACGCUGCUUGCGGUGCCAGACGAUGAGGAGCGACACGAGAAAAGCGACUUGAGGGGGGACUGGGGCAACAUAGCGAUCCUGUUCUUCCUCUACCUACUGCAAGGCAUUCCAAUAGGGCUGGCAUCAGCCAUACCGAUGUUGCUGCAAAAUCGUGGUGCUAGCUAUAAGCAGCAGGCCGAGUUUAGUUUCGCUCAUUGGCCCUUCAGCUUGAAGUUACUAUGGGCCCCGAUCGUGGAUUCGCUGUUCUGGAAGCGCUUUGGGCGCAGGAAAUCAUGGCUCAUUCCAACCCAGUAUCUAAUCGGCAUCUUCAUGCUAAUUCUAUCGCUCCACGUGGAUCGGUGGUUAGGGGCGGAAACGAACGGCAGCAGUGGCGACCCCGAUCACACCCUACAUAUACCGCUGCUGACCGGUAUCUUCUUCAUGCUUAACUUUCUGGCCGCCACACAGGACAUUGCGGUCGAUGGCUGGGCGCUGACCAUGCUGAAACGCUGUAACGUGGGUCAUGCAUCCACCUGCAAUAGUGUAGGCCAGACGGCUGGCUACUUUCUCGGUUAUGUCGCUUUCAUGGCACUGGAAUCGGCAGAAUUCUGCAACAGCUAUUUACGCUCCGUUCCAGCCGAUGAAGGGUUGGUCAAUUUGUCGGGCUAUCUGUGGUUCUGGGGAUUCGUUUUCCUCGCCACGACAACGUUGGUGGCACUGUUCAAACGGGAAGCAGCACCUAGCAUUGAACGUGGCCACGAGGAACAUCUAGAAUUGGAUAUUAAGCAAACCUACCGACUGUUGGUGGAUAUUAUUCGCAUGAAACCGAUUCUGCUGCUAGUGGCCAUCCUGCUGACGGCGAAGGCUGGCUUCGCUGCCUGCGAUGCAGUUACCUCGUUGAAGCUUAUCGAUGCCGGUGUGCCGAAAGAUAAACUAGCCCUGCUUGUCGUCCCACUCGUACCGUUGCAGAUCAUUCUGCCGCUUGCGAUCAGCAAGUACACGGCCGGUGCUCGCCCGAUGGAGGUGUACCUGAAGGCCAUCCCCUAUCGGAUAGUGUUGACGAUCGUAGCCGCUGGUAUUGUGUGGAUUACGCCAGCAAUCGUGCGAGAUCACCACGUGCCGUACUACUACUACCUGCUGCUGCUGACCAACUAUGGUCUCUACCAGAUCGCCCUGUACAGCAUGUUCGUCGCGGUUAUGGCUUUCUUUGCGCGCAUCAGUGACCCGGCGGUUGGCGGCACUUAUAUGACUCUGCUGAAUACCCUCAGCAAUCUCGGUGGUAAUUGGCCAACUACGGUGGUGUUGUGGUUAGUAGAUUAUCUCACGUGGAGACGCUGUUCAAUCGAUGGGAGCAACGACUGCGCCGAUAGCGCACAGAAGACUGUGUGUACGGAAGCGGGUGGCAAUUGUGGCAUCAUUGUUGAUGGGUAUUACAUUGAAAUAUUCGUCUGCCUUCUGUACGGAUUGGUAUGGUACCGAUGGGGAUGUCGCAAAAUUCGGUACCUUCAAGAGCUGCCGCUUAAAGCGUGGCGCGUAGCGCGCAGAGCACCACGGGUGCACAGCAGCUAGCAAUUAUUGCAACUGAUUUGACAAUUCCAUUAACCGCACCGGUUGGACAUGUAAUGUUAAGGUCUGUGAGACAACGAUUAGCGAACUGAGGCUGCUAACAACGAUACCGACCCGGUACCGACGAGGAACAGGAACUCGAUCUUAGCGGCGAAUUGUAGUGAUGAAUUUAUAUUUUUAAAUACAGGUAAUUCGGAUAGCAUCGCGGAACGCGCGGAAACUCUUUCGGUUUAUUCGGUUCAUUCGGGCGAGAGAUAGCCCACUUAUCAUUCCUUCCUGCGCUGGUCAUCGAUGUAGAACAAAAGCCGUUCCUCGUACUUCUAAAAACACAAAGCACAAAUAUUUCCUCUCGUGAUUGCGAGUUAUUUUUAACCGAUGUAAUAGAAGCUCGAGGUAGUAUGUAGAUGCAUGUCAUCUGAAGUUCUAUUAAAUUUAUUUUAUUGAAAAUAGCUUAUUCGAACACAACAAACCCCUCCGCACGAUAGUCAGCCACCGCUCAGCAUCAUCUUCGUAAACAAGAGAAAAGCAUGAUAUCUACUAAUAAAAAUAAACAGUUUACGAAUGAAAAAAAUAGUUUUUCGUU
Molecule: messenger RNA, 2550 nt
Organism: Anopheles darlingi
Lineage: Eukaryota; Metazoa; Arthropoda; Insecta; Diptera; Culicidae
Product: acetyl-coenzyme A transporter 1
Exons: 3
Coding region: 366-1970 (534 amino acids)
Cellular component (GO): membrane
Molecular function (GO): acetyl-CoA transmembrane transporter activity
Source: RefSeq, a predicted model, not a curated record